GCCCCCCCAUCACCCUCCGAUCUCCCUUUCCCUUACUCCUUCAGUGACCCUUAAACUUCAUUUCAGAUGGAAACAUUGGAUAAACUAGGUUCAGUCUACAUCAGUUGCAUAAAUAUACACCCAAGAUGAAGUGCUGCUAACUAUAGUGUGUUAUAUUGUACCUGUUUUAUAGAGCUAUGAACAUAAAUAUCUAAAUAGAAAACUCACACAACAAGACAUAAGUAAUGGUGAAAUUUUGGUUGGGAAUUCUGUAGUUUUUCUAAUAGAUCAAACUUCGAACUGAAAUCCAAAAAUUGAAACCAGAAAAGACUAAAUAGCCUGAUAUUUUACCCAGUCGAACUGCCAGGAAUUCGGUCUCCCCUUUUUAUCCUUAACAAAGAAUAAAAAACAAUUUUCUUGCACAAAAUUGUAUCUGAAAGUUUUAUAUUUUUAUAUUCCUUGAGUGUUCAAACCGGUGUCAUGGAAGCACUGCCCAUUCAUUAAUGUGAAAUAAAAUCAAUGUAUGUUUGUCUUUAACAAACAUGAAUCAAGUUUAUAGUCAAUAUUAUUUAGCCAAGAUUGAAGGGAAACUUUCUGUGCUGUCAUUUUUGUAUGAUCACUUUGGAGGUGAACCGUAGAAAUGAUAAACUUUUUUUUUAUAGUAUAAUGACUCAACAAUACUUUUUAUUUUCUUCUCCCUUUUUUUUACUUCAUCUUUAAUUGUUUGCUAUCUUCUGUUCUGCAAAAAACACUGCUUUCCUUGUCAGCACAGUCAAUGCCAUCGUGCUAGCAUCACCAUCAUGGGAGAAAGAAAAAAAAACAGCGUCACAGUGAUGCAAGCACACUGCUGUGGCCUUUAGGUCAGGGACACAGUGACAGUGGAACUGUGUUGGUUGUGGGGGCGGAAUACCUACAAGCUCUGCCACCUCAUUCACAUCCGAAUAAUAACCCGAUCUUGUGUUGACGCUCAAUAUGCGAAAGCCGCCGUCACAUCGCUGCGUUGUUCCUGUCUCUCUCUCACGCACAUGCUGUACUGUAAGGUACCGCCUGCCUCCAGACCUGAGAGCUCACACACCUGUUCUCUCUCUAGCUCCUCUCUCUAGCUUCACUCUCCCUUUCUCGUACACACAUUCACAUGCUCCCAGACUCAUUUAUCUGCCACUUGUUGACUCUUCAUUUCGUUUGAUCUGGUGUAUUGGAUAACGCUCGGCCUUUUCGCUACAGUGAAAAACCUCCUUGAACCAAACCUUUUUGAGGAGUGAAGAUCUGCAUGAAACAAGAGCUCUCCAAAGCUCAAGCACCCUCCAAUGUGUCCAUGAGUCCUUGAAUGAUUGAGCCACCUUCCUGUCUGAAACAGCAAGAGAUAAUGGAGGAUUCCACAGAGGUGUGGACUGAUGGCAACUCCCUUCUAAAGGCAGUUUAUCUCUGCCGUUUGCGGCUAACACGUCUGCUCCUGGAAGGUGGGGCUUAUAUUAAUGAGAGCAAUGAACGUGGAGAAACACCACUGAUGAUUGCCUGCAAAACUCAUCAUACUGAUGCUCAGAGUGUGCCCAAACACAAAAUUGUCAGGUAUCUGCUAGAGAAUGGUGCCGACCCAAAUAUCCAGGACAAAUUGGGUAAGACUGCUCUAAUGCAUGCCUGUGUGGAGCGAGCUGGGGAGGAGGUUUUGACCCAGCUGCUGUCCAGUGGAUCUGACCUGAGUUUAGAGGACCACUCUGGUUCCUCUGCAUUAGUGUAUGCUGUUAAUGCUGGUGAUAAGGAAGCUCUGCGAGUGUUACUAGAUGCCUAUAAGGCCAAAGGCAAGGAGGUCAUUAUUAUUACCACAGAUAAACUCCCCUCUGGCAGAAAAAUGACCAAACAGUAUCUCAAUGUCCCUCCACCACCAGAUUUGGAAGACCGGUUGCACUGUGUUCCUACUGUUUGCAUGUCACCCUCAGAAAUUAAACUCUCACCUUCUCAUGUCUCCUCCUAUUCAAACCUGUCACCAAAUGCCCAUUUACACCUGGCAGAAAACCAAGCAAAGGGUUCUACUUCUGCAAGCCCUGCUAAUUCAAGGGCAGGAUCACCUACACAGGCGACAAGUCCAUUGAAAGCAGCUGGCGUAGCCAAGCUUCUUCAUCUUCAAAGGCUGCAUUCAGAGCCAUGGCUAAAGAUCCCACCAUCCCUGUUGCUCCAGCAAAGCAAGGCCUCAUCAUUCACAGAGGAGCUCCUAGACAUCACCCCUGAAGAAGAGCUCUCUUUUGGCUUUAACAGCCAUCGUCGUUUGUCUCAAAGAGCACCACCAGUUGCACGUCAUCAAAGCAUAGAUGCCACCGGUCUGUUCAAAGUCUUGGACAAACCAACUGAAGCAGAGAAAGAUCAAAAAAAGGAGGAAAAGUGGCUAAGCGGGAAAAUGUCCAAUGAUGGUGCUUCACUGCCACAUUCUGCCUCACACCAGAACCUGCUUAAAGAAGCCUUAGGUAGCGAGAUCCUUCCUAUGGAUAAAGACCCAGACUGCCUGCCUAACCUGGCUGUGUCCAGCCUGCAGGAUGUAGUGCGUCGCCGCAACAUUGGGAUGGAUCACUACAGCUCAGACUCCCAGCUACCUCAGUUUGGGAGUCCACACUCAGAUGAGCAUAACAAAGCUGGCACUGUGGGAGGAGGGGGAGCAGAAAAGCGUAAGCUAGUUUACAGCCGAUCCUCCACCCUGUCUGGCUCAAGGGAGUCUUUGGAAAGCAUAGUUCAAAGGAGAAGCCCAGCAAUGAUGGAACGUAGAGGAUCUGGGGCUCUUCUGUUGGAUCAUAUCGCACAGACAAGGCCAGGCUACCUGCCACCACUAAACCCACAUGUGCCCAUUCCAGAUAUCAAAGUUAACAUCACCAGCACUGGCCUUGAUCGGGGACACAAACCUGCUCCGUCCACUGCAGCUGGAAUUGUAACCAUACCUGUUGCUCCUGGACAAAAGCAUUUUGUGCCCUGUGCUCCUAGCCUUCCACGAGACCAGAAGACCAAAAAGACUCUCCUGAGAAGACAUUCCAUGCAAACAGAGCAGAUUAAGCGCCUAGCCAAUUUUGGGGAGAUUUUUGGACAAUAAAGUGCAUUAAUAUACAUUUGUACAUUGAUGAAUCAGUCAAUG
Molecule: messenger RNA, 3094 nt
Organism: Tachysurus fulvidraco (yellow catfish)
Lineage: Eukaryota; Metazoa; Chordata; Actinopteri; Siluriformes; Bagridae
Gene: ankrd34bb
Product: ankyrin repeat domain 34Bb
Exons: 3
Coding region: 1307-3052 (581 amino acids)
Molecular function (GO): protein binding
Source: RefSeq, a predicted model, not a curated record